Molecule: messenger RNA, 647 nt
Organism: Geodia barretti
Lineage: Eukaryota; Metazoa; Porifera; Demospongiae; Tetractinellida; Geodiidae
Source: the annotation of a GenBank genome assembly
AAAAUGGCGGACCGACUGACCCAACUUCAGGAGGCGGUGAACCAGUUGGGAGAGUAUUUCUGUAGUAGUGUUGGCGUUCUGCAAGGUGCUCCUGAGCCAGCUCAGCAGAAUGGAGAGAAUCCUACUGAUGGGACCACUAGAGAGCCGGGGAGUGAACCAACAGUGCCGUCAAGUGCAGAGAACGCUGCACUUUUUGCAAGUCUCAUCUCACGCACUGCACAAGACAUUGACGUCCUCAUCGAAUCCCUCCCCAGCCAGGCAUACACACCAAAAAAACAGGUAGAGAGCUUGCAAAGACUACAGUCUGAGAACCAACUGGCGGCAGAGAAAUUGAGAAAAGCCGUUGAAAAAGGAGAAGUGCUACUGGAGAAGAUUCGAGAAGCACUGAAAGAAAUCUGUGACUCGCAGUUUGGAAUAGAAAAUGACACACCUCCAAGAUGACUCCUUUGUCAUACAACAAACACACACACACACACAAAAUAUAAUUAUAUACACUGACAACUUUGAACAGUGGAUAUUUUCAUCAUUUGUCAUUUUCUGGUCUAAAAAUCACCUCUUCUUUUCCCUCUUUCUGGGCCACAAAUCUUGCAGCAGUGAACAGAAAGUCACUCAAUCUGUAAAAAAUGAAGUCAUUUUUUCCAACACAA